Molecule: messenger RNA, 3718 nt
Organism: Drosophila suzukii
Lineage: Eukaryota; Metazoa; Arthropoda; Insecta; Diptera; Drosophilidae
Gene: SA2
Product: Stromalin 2
Biological process (GO): sister chromatid cohesion
Cellular component (GO): chromatin; cohesin complex; nucleus
Molecular function (GO): chromatin binding
Source: RefSeq, a predicted model, not a curated record
CAAUUUUUUUUUUCUGCAACCCUGGAGGUAACCCUUCUAAUUAGCAGUUCAAUUUAUUGGUUCAUAAGUUCACGGUUCAUUUUCUGUCACUUGAUUUUUCUAGCUGACAGAAGAAAUUCGUCAUUUCACUGCAUUUUGUGCUACGAGAAUUUUCUUUCGAGUUCUCCGGAUUCUUUUUACGGUUUUGAUUUUGUUAAAAGCCUAGAGUUCUUCAGAAUGAGUUCUUUAAAUAGAGAAAUCGAAGUGAAUUCUACGCAGACUACUGAGCAAAAUAAUUUGCAGGCAGAAGAACAGUCUGGUCCCCCCAAUCAUGAGCAAAUCAUAAGUCCCCAAAAUCAUGAGGAUCUGGAGGAGCUGGUGCCGGGCCUCACUCUCCUGCAAUGUGUCCUAAUCAAGAAUUCGAACCUUGAUGACGUGGCCGGCCAUUGGGUUGAGCUUUACAUGGAGACUCCCACAUAUGCCUUGGUUACUAUAAUGCAGUUUGUGGUGGAGGCCAGUGGAAGUCACUACAUGAUUCCAAAGAAUACUGCAAUGCCGUUCUCCUACGGGGACAUCCUGGUACAAGGCUCCCUGCAGUAUCGUAGUGUCAGCAUGUAUUAUCCCAUGAUAUCGAAGACGGCGGAAGUAUUUGCCCGCAGGGUGGUAAGCUUUUUGGAGGCCCUUCUGAAGGCGGUCCAUGACCUACCCACCCCUUUGUACAAUUUGUUUUUGCAAGAGGUGACGGGCUUUGUGAUGGCCUGCUCGGAGUCCAGUGUUCGUCCUUUUCGUCAUACGAGCACCAUGGUGGGUCUCAAAAUGAUGACCAUUUUGUGCGAUCUCACAUCCGUGGACAAUGAGCUACUGAAGACACUGUGGAUACAGAUGUUUAACUGCCUAUUUGUCAAUCGCUACGAGGAUGUGGUGGACGACAUAAGGUUCCUUUGUAUCUCCGAACUGGGCAUGUGGUUCAGCAAGUACCCAGCGUGUCAUUUGGAGCCACACGUCCUGCGUUACUUCUUCGAAGCUUUGCCUGAUAGCUCGACAAUGGUGAGGCAGUGCAUCCUGACCAACCUCUCACGGCUUUGCCGCCAGGAGGACCUCCGCACCAUGUGCUUGGAACUGGGCCGUGAGUUCCGGCAACUAUUCAUAAACUUAUCCGUGGACAAGGAAAAUGAAAUAGCAGAGGAAUCCCUGCGCGUCCUUACCGAAUUUUAUCGAUCUUCUCCAGAAAUUCUUAGUGAGGACGAUUGCAAGGUGAUUGAAGAAUUUAUACUCUUUGCAAAUCGAGGAGUAGCCCAGGCAGCGGCGGAAUUUUUCGUCCUGCGCAGAAAUGAAACAAAAAAUGCACAAUUUUCACAAAAAAUUCGUCAUCUGCUACAGUUUUUCGUCGAUAGAUGUGGGCAUGAACAUGCUGGCUAUCUGGUGGAUUCUUUUUUGGACAACUGCGAAAUGGUUUUGGACUGGAAGCCCAUGAUAAAGAUGCUAAUGGAGGAACAGUCCCCAAAACUAACCGAAGCUGAAACCUCCGCAUUGAUUGAAAUUCUCACCAAAGGCGUUAGACAAGCAAUCACUGGUGAAAUACCGCAAGGAAGAUAUACCAAGGAUCUGAAGAGGGAGCCAAAGGCGGGAGCCCAGGUGAAUGCCACCAGAUUACUAGCACCUGUGUUGCCCCAACUACUUCGAAAGUAUGUGGACCGCCCAGACGGUGUUGCAAAUCUUCUGGAACUGCCGCAACACUUUUGUCCCAAGUACUACCGGGAGAUUAAUAACCAGUGUCAACUUGCGGAACUCUUAGAUGAGAUGGACAUCCUUAUGUUCCGUCAAACGAGCAACCGUGUGUUGCGGAGAGGAGCUCUCACUCUGAGUCUUCUUUUUAAAAUGGAACCCACUCAUCUGCACAUACUGCAGAUGCUCAACAGUGCGGUGACCAACUACAAGAUCGCGCUGCGCACUUGGCAGGAGCAGUAUGGCAUGGUCAGCUCACCGUCCUCUUCAUCGUUAUCCGGCUCCUCCAAAACUCCGAAGAGCCGCUCCCGCCGACUGCUAAACACCUUGCGAUUGUUGUGCGCCCUUUACGCACACUUUGACCUCAGUUUCGGGGGACUGACCGAGUCGGUUUUGUCCAGCCUAAAGAGAGUGAUCAGGGUGCGGGAUAUGGGCAGAGAUGGCCUGCCGGCGGAGGCAGUUUCUCUUUAUCUGACUGCAUGCUACUUCAGCCUUUCCUGGGACCUACACACCUUCACGAAAGAGGCCGCAAACAAUUCAAACUUGGAUGAUUCUUUCGCCGCUAUCAAGAAACACUUUGAGGACUAUCUGUUUGUCACCUUUGAACAGGUUGUGAGUGCUAACAAUAUGCAAUAUGCAUAUAGUUGCCUAUCAUUUAUAUGCGACAUAUUUGUUAAUUAUGGAUAUCACCUACUUGACAGUCCCUAUGAAUUAGUGCGUUCCCUAACGUACGCACCAUCAGUAAAUGAGGUGGAGAUACUGGACAACUUCGUGUUGCGACAUCACUUUCAGACGAGUCCUGCCGAUCUUAUGAAGGAAUCGAACUUUCUUCAGUUGCAGGAACUGCGUCGCAGCCUGGCCAGCUACUGCAAGCUGGUGGCCUUCAAUGUGAUCCCACCAAUGCGCGCCGCUAGGAUUUAUCAGUACUACGAAAAGUACUAUGCUCCCUUUGGUGACGUUUUUAGAUGUUCCAUGGAACUCACAAUCAAAGUCAAUUCCAUUCACUAUGGUAUGGCAAUGUUUCACACUGGUCUGCUGCUAUACCAGAAGAUUAUGGACGAUAAUAGCGGUGAUAGUGUCAGGGCUGCCGGUUCCCCACAGUUUCUUGAACUUAUCAGCCUGGCCUCUCUCUUGGCGGAGACCCUGAGUUCCGAUCUCUAUGAGAAUCGCAACGCUAUGAUUACUCUUCACAAGGCUGGAAUUAUGUACGUUAAGGAAUCGAUUCCGGACCGACCCACCGCUGCCCCGAAAAAUCUACUGUUCUUGAGGGUCAUGCAGAUGUUUGUUCCGCAGCUUCUAAGGCAGGACAAGGUCAAGAUGUUGGAAUUACUUCAGACCAUUGAGCAACCGGCGUUACCUUCCUGCAACAGGGAGGAGUGGGAGCCUUUGGAAGGAUAUCGUUCCGCUUUGGGUGCUUCCGGAAGAAGGGGUCGUUCGGUUUCGGUGUGGCAACUUAGGGAACUUAACUCUUAAAUGGUCUUGAUUAUACAAAGAGUACGGGAGAGAUUUUGAAAAAUAAAUGGCUGCUUCUGUUUGAUUAACUCCUUCAAAUGUUAGUGCACUUAAGUUGAGAAUGUUUUGGUCUCCGAGUUCAAAUUGUUCGACAUGUGUCCGCACAUUCGUGUUCAUCCUGGUUACCUUUCUGUGUGUGAGUUUGACUGAAAUUGGAAAACUCAUCUCUAUUUCGCCUGUAGCAUUUGGCGGAGCUUUCCUGCUGCAGUGCCACCAUUCGUAUAAACGGCCACAAAAGGUUGCGUAAUAACGCCCAGUAUCUUGUAUCUGCAGGCUGCAUUCAGUCGUCAGCUGCCUUGGUAUCGAAUUUCCAAGUCCCAUUCAUAUCGAAGGCUGCUCAGCAAUUUUCAAUUUCAAUGCCCGCUCGCUGACAAAUUGACUCGCAACUUUGUGGGUUCUCUAGAGGAGUGAAAUGGUGGGGGUUCCUUAUGUCAAAGGCUGCUCGAGCCAACAUGGCCUUUGACACCCCGAAAUGGAGAUGGGGCAGGGAACCCAAUCCCAG